Molecule: messenger RNA, 2511 nt
Organism: Aspergillus fumigatus Af293
Lineage: Eukaryota; Fungi; Ascomycota; Eurotiomycetes; Eurotiales; Aspergillaceae
Product: serine/threonine protein kinase CLA4
Biological process (GO): intracellular signal transduction; protein phosphorylation; regulation of MAPK cascade
Cellular component (GO): cytoplasm
Molecular function (GO): ATP binding; protein serine/threonine kinase activity
Source: RefSeq, a predicted model, not a curated record
AUGUAUUCCGCCGACCAAUUCAUGAACCCUGGGCCCGCUCCGCGCCCCCCUACCGACCGUCCAAAGCUCUCACUCCCUUCGAAUCCCUCCGGCGUAGCCACUUCAUUCAGUCAAAUGAGUCUCAAUUCUCCAAGUACUCCUGGAUCUGCCAAUCUGUCACUAUUUCCCAACACUAGCAGCCCGUCCCUCUCACAGACCAAGACAAACCAGACCGGCCAGGGGGGCGUUGCCGUCGUGAAAGAGGGCUAUGUGCGCUGCAAAGAAGACAAGUUUUUGGCUACUUGGAAUCAGAGAUACCUCAUUCUGCGCGAGUUCCGCCUCGAUUUCUUGAAGAAUGAGACUGGGAAGGUGGUCCUCUCCAUCCCACUCAACACUGUUACCAGCGUGUCCCGUUCCGAGGACACUCGGAUGGCUUUUGAGAUCAUUCGUUUGGCCAAUGCAAAGGAUGCCGCGUCCAAGUCGUCCUUGAUCACUCGCGACGUGCCCACCAAAACCAUUACCUGCGAAGUCAAAAGUGACGAUGAGAUCUAUGAAUGGAUUGACAAAAUCUACGAGCGUUGCCCUGGCAUGGGAGGUGUGAGCAAUCCAACAAAUUUCAGCCACCGUGUCCAUGUCGGCUUUGAUCCGCAAACCGGCGCCUUUGUCGGCUUACCCCCUGAGUGGGAGAAGCUGCUGACCGCGUCGGCCAUCACCAAGGAGGACUAUAAGAAGAACCCUCAGGCGGUGAUUGAGGUUCUAGAGUUCUACUCCGAUAUCAAGAUGCGCGAACAGAACCCGCAGUACUACGCUGGAUUGGCCGGUCCUCCGUCCGGUCAGCAGUCGAAGUCCAACAACAACAACAACAACAACUCGGUAGGCAGCUUGAUUGCUCCUCCGAGGCCGCCGCCUCCUGGCCCUGCUCAGCGUUUAGACAACGGUCACUCGCAGACGAGUCGCUCGGCAAAUUCGUCACCUUCGCAGAGGGCGGAGUCUGAUCGUGCUUUGGACCAGCAGCAGCAGCUCGAGAGAAUGAAGGAGAUGGCAGAACAGGAGCGUCGACGCGUGGAAGACGAGACCCGCCGGGCUCGUCAGCGCGAAGAUGAACAGAACAAACUUGAUCAGGAAGCGUACAAUGCCUCCAUCCCUAAGACUCGUGUUCCCCUGGCCAAGCAGGAGCUUGGCGGUUACGGCGGCGACGCCUCGAUGGCUGAUCGCUACAAGCCAAGCCGUCCCGCACCGCAAGCCCCGGGCUCGACUCGUCAAGAUCCUUCUCGUCAAUUGACUGCUCAGCGCCCAGCUCCCGCUCCCCCUACUACUUCCAGCAAUGGCAGCGCAAAGAAUUCGCCCAACGCUCGUUACGCUCCAAAUGAUCCACGUUCUCAGGCGGCUCGCGCCCAAGGCAAUGGCACCAAAACGGCACAGGGACCCCCUCCAUCCAAGCUUCCCGCGCCCGUGCAGGCUGUGAAACCGUUGAACAUUGCGAACAAGCAGACGACACAAAAAGGCAAUGUUCCGGACAGUGUUCGUCAGGCCGAAGCUGCACUGACCAAGAAGGCUGAACCACGCCACAAGGAGGUCCGCAUGUCGGCAAUGUCUGAAAAUGAGGUCAUGGAUCGACUGAGGUCCGUUGUCUCCAAGGAUAAUCCGAACGAGUCAUACAGCAAGCAACGAAAGAUUGGACAAGGAGCGUCAGGGUCGGUGUAUGUCGCGCGUGUUAAGGAGCACGCUGUCUCCCCUGUCGCACGGGAGCUCUACCGGCAAUAUGGCCCACGGUGUCAGGUUGCUAUCAAACAGAUGGACCUGCGCAGCCAGCCUCGCAAAGAGCUUAUUGUCAAUGAGAUUAUCGUUAUGAAGGACAGCCAGCAUGCGAAUAUCGUCAACUUUCUAGAUUCGUUCUUGCAGGAACAGAGUAAUGAGCUCUGGGUUGUGAUGGAGUUCAUGGAGGGGGGCGCCCUCACGGAUGUUAUCGACAACAACCCCGUUAUUCAAGAAGAUCAAAUUGCGACAAUCUGUGCCGAGACUUGCAAGGGUCUGGCCCACCUUCAUGGUCAGAAUAUUAUCCAUCGUGAUAUCAAGAGUGAUAAUGUCCUUCUGGAUCGCGCUGGUCAUGUCAAGAUUACUGAUUUCGGUUUCUGCGCCAAACUUACGGAAUCAAAGAGCAAACGUGCAACAAUGGUCGGUACUCCUUACUGGAUGGCACCGGAAGUCGUCAAGCAGAAGGAAUACGGGCCCAAAGUCGAUUGUUGGUCAUUGGGAAUCAUGGCCAUUGAGAUGAUUGAGUCCGAGCCCCCCUAUCUGAAUGAGGAGCCACUGAAGGCGUUGUACCUGAUCGCCACGAACGGAACUCCACGCUUGAAGAAGCCCGAAAAGCUGAGUAGGGAGCUCAAAUCCUUCCUCAGUGUCUGCCUCUGUGUCGAUGUCAACAGCCGCGCGACCGCCGACGAACUCUUAGAACAUGACUUCCUCAAGACAGGCUGCAGCCUGGCAAGCCUAGCUGAACUUCUUCGUUGGAAGAAGAACAGCGGCCAGUGA